CCGUCGCCGCUCUUCGGAUACCACGCGCGUUCGUUCUCUCAGUUUGUAUUCAGUAUCCACCUCGUGUCGGUGGAUACGUUCGGUUCUUUAAAUUAAAUAUCAACGAGCAUUUGUUUGAUAAAACGUGAAAACCCGUCCAGUCGUAGAAGCACGUUGCCAAAGUAUCAGAGGUUAGGUGGAGACCGAACCGACGACAAGUAGUGCCAAUUGUGCCGUUUGUUGACAGUGUUACCGAAACGAGGACCAAACAAUAUGCUGCCGCUAAAAUUUGUCAGUCUACUGGUGAUACUCCUUGCCGCGCAUGCUUUGUGCAAACCGGCAAAGAGUUCCGAUGAUAUGGAGUACAGUGACGAUCAACAGACCGACGACUACAACGAUGACGACGCCGACGACGAUGAUGGCGAUACUGGUGCUUCUGAUGAACCGCCUCAAAUCAUGUCCAAGUCGGACAGUAUACACGUUAGGAAUGGAAGUACCAUUUGGUUGAAUUGUCUUCUGAAGAAUGCAGAUAACUUUGCGGUCACGUGGAAGAAAGGCGACGAAAUUUUGUAUUACGAUUCCAACCCUAUGACCAAGGACAUAGAUAGGAUCAUUCGACUACCAAACAACACGUUGGUGAUCUACAAUGCCACUACCAACGAUACUUCGAACGAUUACGAAUGUAGUAUUCUGGUUAAACCACCUGUCGCGAUCAAACAUCGAGUACUGGUAGAUUCUGGAAGAUAUCCGGUACCACCACCACCACCACCAUCACCACCAGUCCAGCCUCACAGACCUCUGAUACGUGUCACCCCUGGCAGGAAGGUGGAAGUUAACGCCGGUGAAAACGUAACCCUCGGCUGUGAAACUAGAAUACAACCUACGCCUGUAAUUAAAUGGUACCACGAGAACAAGAGGGUCCGUAGUAACGUAAUAAUCGAUGGCAAUCACAUCAUUAUCACGAAGAUUACCAGACACGACGGUGGAUGUUAUCAAUGUCUGGUGGAGAACGGCUCGAAGAAACCACCUCUGGAGGCCAUUAAUGUUACUGUUAACUACGCGCCCGAAAUAGAGACAAAGGGGAAAUGGGUGCAUACCGGGCUCGGUGUUGAAUCCCGGUUAACGUGCAACGUCCACGCUCAUCCGCACGCUAAAGUAACGUGGUUCAAGGAUCAAGAGCAGGUGAUACCGAAGAAAGGCAGUAUAGAGAUCAAAGGGGAAAAAACUCGGCACGUACUGGAAAUUAUACAUACGGAGAAGGAGGACUUCGGCGAUUACACAUGCGUGGCGGAAAACCAAAUGGGACGAGCGGAGAAGACUAUUUCCCUCACUGGUCUUCCAUCUCAAGCAAUCAUUUCUGGGGGUGAGAUGACAAAGACUGCUUCGGGAUUGAUUCUAAAAUGGCAGUUGGAAAGUUAUUCCCCAAUUACCGAAUACAAAUUGGAGUAUCAUCGUGUGGGUGACGACAGUUGGACUGUUGCCAAACCUACAGUGACAAACGGUAAAGGGAAUCAAUUCACUGUUGAACAUACCAUCGUAGGACUUCAGCCUGGAUCGUACGAAGCGAUUGUUAGGGCUAGAAACGAUUUCGGAUGGUCCCAACCGUCGAAACCCCAUGUAUUCACAGGAGAAUACGAAGAUGAACAGGCAGAACAUGUGAAAGGACAGUCAUCAACUGCAUCUCAGUUUGCGAUAAAUAUUGCAACGUUAUUCCUAGUCGUCUCGUCCUGUGCCUUCACAAGUCUGUAAUUUACUGAACUUCUUAAACUAUGUAGGUUUUUGUUUAUAGGUAAUUUGCUACAGCCAAAGCGUACACCAGCGGAAGCCAUGGUGGGUUUAGUGAAAGAUGAAUAUCUAGGAGAACUAUGCAUUGCUGGUGUAAUAUAUUUUUUUAAAUAAUGUAUUAGUUGUAAUUGUUUUAGUUGCGUGGUAAGUAGCCCACGUAUUUCAUCGAACACAAGAUGACUAUACUAAGCUCGUACAUUUGCUUCUUUCAUUCAAGUAAAAUUUGGUAAUGAUACAAAACAGAAAAUCACAUUACCAUUUAUGUAUAUAUUGAGUAACAAACACAUGUUUUCAUUUUUAGUAGAAAUUUUUUAAAAAUUAAUUAUUCUGCUGAUUGUUCGAUAAUUCUCCUAGAUGUUCUAAUAUGUAUUAUUGAAAAAAAAAAUAGCAUUUUAAUUGUGCUCUAAAUCAGGAGUAACUAUAAGGGAUACUGUACUUUAAAAUAUAUUUAUAUAUCUAUAUAUAUUAUAUACAUACGUAUACAUAAUAUAGUAUUCAAUGUAUAUGUAAUAAGUUCAGAGAUACAUGAUUAUUAUUAUAAUUUAUUUUUGUAUGCUUAAGAUUAUUAGAUCCGUGUUCUAUAAAGUUGCUUAGUGCCAUGUACGCAAAUUUAUUUUCUCACGAUCGUGUACAAAGUAAAAACGGCACUGAUGAACGGUCCUUUGUAUGCAAAUGAAGGACAUGUAGGUACCUAAUGUGUAAUAGUAAAGAAAUAAUGUUACUAAGGCUCGCCGUUACGGUUUAUGUAGCAAAUCAAUUAAAAUGCGUGGAUCGGAAGCAAAUAUAUUGUACAAUGAUAUGAGAAUUGUUUUGUUUUUUGCAUGUAGGGUAUAUAUGCUUUCGAUCCGUAUGACUACAAUAUUUUCAUUUGAGUUCAGUGUAGAAUGUUGUGCGUGGAAACGAGUGCCUGUUGAAGAGUGCAAGAAUGAUAAUAUCGUUUUCCAAAAUAGCUUGGUAGCUUUAGUACAGACAUGUCGUUACACAAUCAUUUAUAAAGAAUCGUUACAAUCAAUAGAUUUACAAAUAAACAUGUACAAAAAGAAAAAGCCGUCGAUCACAAGAAAUAUGGUUGCGCAGUUCUGUAAACGUUAAUUAUAGAAAGUUCAGUCACGCUUACUCCGAUGCUCUGUACAUGAUACCUUUACUUUUGUAUAGCGUCCGUUGCAUUUAUUCACAUAACAAUAAAUCUGUUGCAUAAUUUUA
This is a messenger RNA of Osmia lignaria (orchard mason bee), 2967 nucleotides long. RefSeq names its product neurotrimin. Gene Ontology annotation, molecular function: axon guidance receptor activity; protein binding. Lineage: Eukaryota; Metazoa; Arthropoda; Insecta; Hymenoptera; Megachilidae. Gene Ontology annotation, cellular component: plasma membrane; axon; neuronal cell body. The record is from RefSeq and is a predicted model, not a curated record. Gene Ontology annotation, biological process: synapse organization; homophilic cell-cell adhesion.